UGUCUGCAGUGUUGGAAAAUGAAAGUAUCCAGGGGCUUUCUGGGGUCAAACCAAUGGGCUCCAGGAACCGCUCCUCCAGCACGGCAGAUGAGGACACCUCCUACAGCUUGGACACCAUGAUUCACCAGCUGAACACCUUCCACAGCAUCAUGUGUGACCAAGGUCUGGACCCAGAGAUCAUCCAGCAGGUCUUCAAGCAGCUCUUCUACAUGAUCAACGCCGUGGCCCUCAACAACCUCCUGCUGAGGAAGGAUGUCUGCUCGUGGAGCACGGGCAUGCAGCUGAGGUUUAACAUCAGCCAGCUGGAGGAAUGGCUGCGUGGGAAGAACCUGCAGCAGAGUGGAGCAGCCCAAACUCUGGAGCCCUUGAUUCAGGCAGCACAGCUCCUGCAGCUGAAGAAGAAGACCUCAGAAGAUGCUGAGGCCAUCUGCUCCUUGUGCACGGCCCUCACAACUCAGCAGAUAGUCAGGAUUCUCAAUCUCUACACUCCAGUGAAUGAGUUUGAAGAACGUGUGACUGUGGCUUUCAUCCGAGACAUCCAGGCACGCUUGCAAGAGAGGAACGACCCUCCCCAGCUCCUCCUGGACUUCAAGCACACGUUCCCCGUGGUGUUCCCCUUCAACCCCUCCUCCAUAACCAUGGACUCCAUUCAUCUCCCCGCUGCUCUCCACUUGGAAUUCCUCAACAGAGUCUGA
Molecule: messenger RNA, 695 nt
Organism: Merops nubicus (carmine bee-eater)
Lineage: Eukaryota; Metazoa; Chordata; Aves; Coraciiformes; Meropidae
Product: unconventional myosin-Vb-like
Exons: 4
Molecular function (GO): GTPase binding
Source: RefSeq, a predicted model, not a curated record